UUUGAGUAUCUUUUCGUUUAUUGUGAGGUGGUGAAAAAGGCGGGAAUUCGCUGCGGUUACAAAAUAUCAUUACAGGUAAGCAUUACAUGACAGCACUUGUGGAAGCUGUCAAAAAUUGGAAGAAAGUGUUUGAGGAACGCGGACGCGAAAAUGGAAAAUCCAGAUUAUCAGUCGGAUAUCCAGUUGGAUUACACGAUUGUCAAGGAGGAAUACUCAAUGCUGGACAUAACGGACAAUCCGGAGGAUGAAUUCCCGGCUCAGACAGAUUCGGGAUUAGACAAUGGAGAGCAGAUGAUCCAAUUCGAGAUUACGGAGAUUGACCAGGUCAAGGAACCGCUGGAGCUGAAGGAACCUGACCAACUGAUGUGUCUUGUCUGUGAGGCGACAUUUGAGCAUCUUCCUGCCCUGCAGAAGCACAUGCUGAAGCACACCAACACCACACUGCCUUACAACACAGCGUCAUCGGCUCAGGCCAGUCGAUUCCCUGCGCCAGCAAUCUCUCCUGGGCACAGCCUGAACAAGACAUCGGAAGUGGAUGAGUCUGACGAUCACAGUGAAGUUGCGAGGAAAGUGCAGGAGUUGAUGGACUCCCGGAAGAACAAAUUGCAGUGUCCGGUGUGCAAGAAGAGGUUCAAGCAGGAGAGAAAUGUGGUGAACCACGUGACCGUUCACAUCAGUUUGAAGCCCUUCGCGUGCCAGGAGUGCGGAAAGACCUUCCGCCGGAAAGACUACUUGAAGUCCCACAUCGAUUACGUGCACAAAUCGUCACUUAUGCGCUGUCCCAAGUGCGAAGUGACCCUUAAGAACAUGGGCGUCUACAAGAAGCACAUACUUCACUGCAGAGCUAGCAAAACGAGAAAAACGAGCAAAACCAAUCUCGUCAAGUGCAAAAUUUGCAAAAAGACCUACAAGAAUACGAAAAAUCUAGACAAGCACAUUGCAAUUGAUCACAUUUACCACGAGGAGUCGGAUGAGCCAGUGGAGCCUGAAGUUUGGUUUGAGUUCGAGAAGAAAACCAUCAAGAAGGAGAAGACCCAGCCAAAGUUAAAUUUCAGCCAACUCACGAACCGUGAAAAGACGAAAGUCCUCAACGAACGGCGCUUCAAGUGUUCCACGUGCUUUCUCAAGUUCAAGCGAAAGGAUCACUUGCGAACGCACAUGGAAACUCACGAUGAUAUUCGGUCAAUCAUAUCCUGUAAGGCUUGCGGCCAAACAUAUUUGCACAAAAGGUCCCUGCAACAUCACUUGAGGGGCUCCAAAUGCGGACGAACACAUAAUCACAGACCUUCUUUCUCCUGUGAUCUCUGUUCUGUGAGCUUUCGCACAAAGCUCAUGUUGGCGCGGCAUUAUAAAAUUUGCCUCGAAAAUAAGUCCCGCGCGAAUCCUAAUGGGAAGAUUUCGAUUAAAUCUGAAGUUGCUUAAAGAUUAAGUCAAUAAAUGAUGUAUUUUGUAGGAAA
This is a messenger RNA of Phlebotomus argentipes, 1457 nucleotides long. RefSeq names its product zinc finger protein 319-like. Lineage: Eukaryota; Metazoa; Arthropoda; Insecta; Diptera; Psychodidae. The transcript is spliced from 3 exons. The record is from RefSeq and is a predicted model, not a curated record. The coding region runs from base 151 to 1422 and encodes 423 amino acids.